This is a messenger RNA of Pyrus x bretschneideri (Chinese white pear), 1330 nucleotides long. Its product is annotated as rhomboid-like protein 20. The coding region runs from base 137 to 1015 and encodes 292 amino acids. Gene Ontology annotation, cellular component: membrane. Gene Ontology annotation, molecular function: protein binding; serine-type endopeptidase activity. The transcript has 8 exons. The record is from RefSeq and is a predicted model, not a curated record. NCBI's taxonomy places the organism in Eukaryota, Viridiplantae, Streptophyta, Magnoliopsida, Rosales, Rosaceae.
UUUUCUCAAAAAUAAAAAAUAAAACCAAGAAAAACGGAAGAAAAAAAAGACAGAGAGGGCUGAGAAAUCACAAAAACAGAGAUUGUGAUUGUCAACUGUGAAGGUCGUUGUUGCUUCUUCGUCCUUCACUGAGAAGAUGAACGGCGGUCCAUCUGGUUUCCACAAUGCUCCUAUUACCAGAGCCUUCGUCGUUGCCAGCGGUCUCUUCACCGUCUUCUUUGGGAUCCAGGGCCGUUCGAGCAAGCUUGGAUUGUCUUAUCUGGACAUAUUCGGGAAGUUUCGCCUUUGGAAGUUAAUUGUGUCAGUGUUUGCCUUUUCAUCUACACCAGAACUGAUGUUUGGGCUGUAUCUGCUAUACUACUUCAGGGUCUUUGAGAGACAGAUAGGUUCCAAUAAAUACUCAGUGUUCAUAUUGUACUCUGUGACGGUAUCUUUACUAUUUGAGAUUCUUGCUCUAGCAAUCCUUAAAGAUCCAGCAGUCAACCUAUUUACUUCAGGACCUUAUGGUCUUAUAUUUGCAUCUUUUGUACCCUUUUUCUUUGAUAUUCCAGUUUCAACACGCUUUCGUGUAUUUGGUGUUCGCUUCUCAGAUAAGUCUUUCAUAUAUCUAGCCGGUCUACAGCUUCUUUUAUCAUCCUGGAAACGAUCAAUCAUACCGGGGAUAUUUGGAGUCAUUUGUGGUUCCUUAUAUCAUCUAAAUGUCUUCUCUAUCCGCAAAGCAAAGUUCCCAGAAGUCAUUGCCUCUUUCUUUUCAAGGAUUUCUUGGCCAUCAAUGAGGACUCCACCAGCAGCACCAUCUAGAAAUGUUGUGGGAAAUGCACCACCAUUCACAGCUCGGCAAGUAGAGAGAAAUUAUCCCUCUUCCAUGCUGUCUGCAACAGAGCCAACAGAGGACUCCAUUGGUACUCUGGUUUCUAUGGGCUUUGAUAGGAACUCUGCCAGACAGGCACUAGUGCAGGCUAGAAAUGACGUCAAUGUAGCAACAAACAUCCUUCUAGAAGCACAGGCCCGGUAAUUCCCUAAUUAUUGUUCUGUGAAGACGGAUCCAAAUUUUUCACUCUUGAGGUUGGAAAUUUCAUCCAUAUCUCAGGGUGGCAAACAAAUUUACCGAGGACCGGAAAUAAUACGCUGUCAGAAGGAUGUCUGUUUUGUUUAUUUUCUUUUUUAUUUUAUAUUGUAGCUAUUGCGCGCGGAGUAUGUAUUAUUAUGCCGUUUACGCAAGAGUAGGACAUAGAAUUGUCUGCAUCAUAUUGGAAGGGUGCAUAUGUCUUAAAAAGGAAACCAGACAUGUACAGUUGCAGUAUAUUGCGUUCGGACUGUUUUAACCACA